AUGCUAGCAGGCAAAGAAGAAAAACCACCUCGACUUACACGAGUAAUCUCACCUUCAACCUUAGUCAAAUCGCGGUAAUCUUGAGAGCGAAUAAUUGCCAGAUUAUUUAAGAAGCACCUUCUCUGAAGCUUUCAAAAUGCAAGAGCCCCCAAAACUAUAAAAAGGAAAGAAAAUCUUACCUCAAUAUGCUUUUGGUAAUUCUCUCGAAUCACCUUCUUUUUUCCGUAAUUCUAACACUUUGAUUUGCAGAGAAAGUUAUGAUAAUCCAUUCUUAAAACUAAAAGCUAAACCUCAAAGUAAAUGGGAAACCUUACGUAGCAGUACUCUCAAUAAUUUUGAAUUUUACAAUGUUUCUGAAUAAAAAUUUGCAAAUCUUCCAAAUAAAGGAUAUAAAAAUGUCAAAAUAGUUAAGUACUAUCUUUAUUAAUCAUUAUAGUAAUGUAACUAAUCAAGUACAUUAUGUUUAGACUCCUUAGAUUAAAGGUGAAGAAACUACAUUUCAUCUUGCCUAUCGAACUCUUUAAAAAACAGGCUUUUUUGGUAGAAAGAAUGGUAAAUAUCAUAUCUUAAUUCCUGAUUAGAAUUAUUCACAAAUUUUAUUGAAAAGAAUGAUAAUCAAAAUGUUUAUGGACAUCUCAAUGAUAGAUAAAGACCUAAAGGUCGUUUGAGAGAUGUUAAAAAUUUCAGUUUUACUCCUUAAGAAUUUUAAAUUCAUAAAAAAAGAUCUAGUCAAUAUCUCAACUCUAAUCUUAACAAAGGUUUGUAAAAAUCAGAUAUGACAGUUGUAAACUAAAAUUAAUUUAAAAAAGAUUAAUAAGUUGAAAAGUACUACUCCAGAGAUUAAAGGUAUUAUCUUCACUAACUUUAGUUAUCUCAAUUCACUUAAUAAUUCCAUUAUUAUAACUCAAAUAGAUAAGUAAUUAAAAGGAAAAAAAAAUGAUAAAUAUAAGUAUUUUAUUUUCUAUAUCCAUAAGUGCUGAUUUUAAAUUAUUGGAUUAUAGAGAAAAUGAAAUAGCUUUGAUUGACAAAUUUGUAGAGCAAUUGGAAUUUGAAAAAUUAUAUGGAAAUUGA
Molecule: messenger RNA, 1071 nt
Organism: Paramecium sonneborni
Lineage: Eukaryota; Ciliophora; Oligohymenophorea; Peniculida; Parameciidae
Source: the annotation of a GenBank genome assembly